Sordaria macrospora k-hell is the source of this 696-nucleotide messenger RNA. The record is from RefSeq and is a predicted model, not a curated record. Lineage: Eukaryota; Fungi; Ascomycota; Sordariomycetes; Sordariales; Sordariaceae.
AUGCCGGUGGCUUCUCCCUUCGACCUUUGGUUUGCGCCAUCCGCAGCUCUUGCGCCAAAUCGAAAAUUGGAACUGGAUGAUGGAAGUGUUCAGGUUCUGGAUAGUCUUUGUCCAGGUUCCGCUGUCUGCGAUGCUCACAUGCCGGCCGGCUGCUGCGUCGUCUGCGCCGACAUGACAUCUCAGAAAAUGACGUCCUCAGGCGCCUCAUCCAAUCCUGCCUCAAGCCGUUCCGAUGUCCGUUGCGAACGGCCGUCGGGACCAUUGUUGACGUUGCUCUGGGUACAGUCCGCUACGGCGGUUCUGAUCCCGUUUGACAAUUGCCUGGAUAAGUCCUACCAGAUGGACAAGCCGACACGUCUACAAUGGGUGCCCCUCUUUGUCGAUGCCUCGUUCGAUGACCACGACGACAGACACACACUGAAGCUGACCAUGUGGGGGAACGUAACCGGCGUGGCUAGUUCUGGAAACAUCAUGCUCCCCGCCCCCGGCAGUCCGGACUGGAACGACACAUCCAAACACGAUGGCAAGAUUGUCGCCGUGCCAGAACCGGAGUCGAGCAACCCAAAGGUCACCACUCUUUUCACAAACAUCAAUGUUCUCACGUAUAAUGAGGCCACGGAACGCACCGACUUUUGCAACCAAUCGUUGAAGCACGGAGUUUGUCCUUUAGGUCCUGUGUGGGACUUUAACAGGUAG